Molecule: messenger RNA, 3643 nt
Organism: Chinchilla lanigera (long-tailed chinchilla)
Lineage: Eukaryota; Metazoa; Chordata; Mammalia; Rodentia; Chinchillidae
Product: cleavage stimulation factor subunit 2 tau variant-like
Biological process (GO): mRNA 3'-end processing
Cellular component (GO): mRNA cleavage and polyadenylation specificity factor complex
Molecular function (GO): mRNA binding
Source: RefSeq, a predicted model, not a curated record
CAAACAGAGCUUUGUAAAAACUGUUACAUUUAGGCAAAGAAGAACUUAGAAAGAUAUAAAUAUUGCACUCUUGGAAGAACCUGCUAUCAGCUGUGUGGAAAACUAGAAUCAUGUCGAGCUUGAAAGUGACAGACCCAGCAAUGCAUCAAUCGCUGCGCUCUGUGUUCAUGGAAAACAUUCCAUAUGAGGCAACUGAGGAGCAGUUAAAGGACAUUUUGUCCGAGGUUGGCCCCGUGGCCAGUUUCCGGCUGGUCUUUGAUAAAGAGACAGGCAAGCCCAAGGGUUAUGGCUUCUGUGAGUACCAAGACCAGGAGAUCGCACUUAGUGCCAUGCGGAACUUCAAUGGGUGUGAGGUCAGUGGGAGAGUGCUUCGGGUGGACAAUGCUGCCACUGAAAACAAUAAGGAGGAGUUAAAGAGUGUAGGGCCUGAAGGGCCCAUCGCUGACUCUCCUUAUGGGGAUCCUAUCAAUCCAGAAGGUGUUAAAUCUACUACCGGAGCAGUGGCCAGUCUUCCUCCAGAGCAGAUGAUAGAGCUGAUGAAGCAGAUGAAGCGAUGUGUGGAAAACAGUCACCAGGAAGCUUGAAACAUGUUACUUCAAAGCCCACAGUUGUCAUAUGCUCUGCUGCAGGCACUAGUGGUCAUGAGCAUCAUAGAUCCUGAGACUACCGGGAAAAUUCUACAUUGCAAGAUACGUGCCACUCCACAGAUCCCAGGCAAAUCUCAGUCUGUCUCUGGCCCUGGUCUUGUUUCUGGCCCUGGCCCUCGACUUUGCCCAGGACCCAAUGAUCUGUUGAACCAACAGAAUCCUCCAGCCCGUUGGCCUCAGCGUUUGGCAAAAAAAUCCAGGAAAGACAUUCCUCCUCUGAUGCAGACUUCUAUCCAGGGUGGAAUUCCAGCUCCGGGGCCAGUAGCAGCUACAGUUCCUGGACCUGGACCAGGUUCCUUAACUCCUGGAGGGGUAGUGAAGCCACAAGUUGGAAUGCCAGAUGUUGGCCUGGUCCCUGGACAAGGGCAGAUGGCAGAUCCUAGAGCUCCUAUAUUUCAUGGCCCCAAGACUCCUGCUGGCCUAUCUCCUUGAGGACUAUUAGGAGAUGUUCCAAAUGACCCAAAUGGAAGGACUUUGCUUUCCACUACUAGAGAAGUAGAACCCAGAUGUUACCUGGGUCCACCCCAUCAGGGUCCUCCUAUACACCAUGCCUCUGGUCAUGAUAACCGUGGCCCUUCUGUGCAUGAUAGGAGAGGAGGAAAAGAGUCUGGAGUGAUGGAAACUGAGGUUUUAGAGUCCCGAGUAAUGGAACAAAGAGGAAUGGAGACCCGUGCUGUGGAAACCAGAGGGAUGGAAGCAAUAGGCAUGGAUGCAAGAGGAUUAGAAAUACAGGGCCCAGGACGUAGUUCUAGAGGCCCUAUGACUGGUGGAAUCCAGGGACCUGGUCCCAUUAAUAUAGGGGCAAGUGGCCCUCAGGAACAUAGACAGGUCCCAAGCAUAUCAGGAGUGGGGAAUCCUGGAAGUGGUAUGCAGGGGGCAGGCAUGCAGGGGGCAGGCAUGCAGGGAGCAAGCAUACAGGGGGCAGGCAUGCAGGGAGCAAGCAUACAGGGGGCAGGCAUGCAGGGAGCGAGCAUACAGGGGGCAGGUAUGCAGGGGGCAGGCAAGCAAGGCGGAGGCCAGCCUAGCAGUGUUAGUCCUGGGCAGAGCCAGGUAACUCCACAGGAUCAAGAAAAAGCAGCUUUGAUCAUGCAGGUUCUCCAACUGACUGAAGAUCAGAUUGCCAUGCUGCCCCCAGAGCACAGGCAGAGUAUGCUGAAUUUAAAAGAACAGCUCCAGAAAUCCACUGGAGCUUCUUGAAAGGUUUUAGAAAGUAUUUGGCUAUAGUCUCAUAAAGUUGAUGCUGUAGUGUAGAAACUCUACAGUGUAGAAUAUGAGAGUGGAAAGUUACCUUCUGCAUCCCCAAGCUUUAUUGAUGAGUUCCCCUCUUAGAACCUAAUCUCAUUUCUUGUUUUUUCAUUUUUUAUUUUUAAUUGAGGGUAAAAGGGAGAGGGAGUUGGUCUGUUCAUAUCGUCACUGUACAUAUGCAAAAAUAACGCUGAAAAUGAUUAAUUAUGCUAAAUGAGAUUACAAAGUAUGAAGCACUAUUGAAAUGUCUAGAAUACGUUAGUUACAUUUUUAAAAAUUGAAUAAAACUGUGAAAACUGCACUUAAAGACUAAAAAGUGACUUGUUAAAAUGCUAAUGUACUAAGUUUUAAGAAUAUUUGGUUAUGUAACAGAAAUUCACCACAAAGUUACUUUGGUAAACCAUUUAAUGUACAAAAUCUUAUUUUAGAGGUAAUAGACUGCUCUAUUAUAUUAAACAUUGUUUUAGUUCUUUUGGAAUAAUUUUGAAAUGUUACACCUCACAGAAUGAGUAAAUUGGUGAUACUAGUGUUGUUCUUUAGCGGCUAUGCCACUUAAAAAAUCAGGGACUCUCUCUGGCUUGAUGUUGCUUCAUGUACCUCACUUUUUAUGGGCUAGCAAUAAUUCUGGCCUGGUCCUUACUGUAAUAAUUUUGUUGGAAUAGUUGUAGGGUAAUCCCAAGUUUUACUUAAGUUUCCUCUGAAGAGAUCUAAUAAUCUCUCAUACCUUUCUAUUUUUUGGAACUCUUUAAGCCCUAAAUUUGACUCUGAGAGUUCUCUCAGAUCCUUGGCAAAAAUCAGUGUCAAAGGACCUUUUGAUCUGAAUGAGAUACACAUGGCAGUGGGCUGUUCAUGAGUAAUAGAAAAUCUCACUCAGUUAAGUUCCAACUUCCUAGUAACUAGCACCCAUAUAUAGGGUGUCCAUUUGGUCAAUUAGUAUCAGGAUUUUAAAAAAUCUUACACUAAAAGGACAAAGUAGUAGAAAAAUUUUGUUAUGUUUGAAUAGUAGUAUGUAAAUAUUACAUACAAUAUAUAACUCUUUUUCAAUAAAGAAAGAACUUAGAAAAAGCAUAGCAAGCCUUACUAAGAAUGGAAAUAAGAAAACUUAUGUAUGAAGUAUCUAAAAAUGUGUAGGCACUUAUUUGCAAAUUUCUUUUUGAUACAUUGUAAGAAUAAAAAUGAUAAUGGUGAUGGUUCUCCCAGACUUUGCUUCCUGGUCAUCUGGGAUGUUAAGGGCACAAUGAUGAACACAUAUGAUCCAUGUUCUGUUGCUGCAGAAUGUCCCCCUCCUAGACUUCCCCUUGGCUGGUUUCUUCUUCUUUAGCUACCAGCUGCAAUGUCACACUGAGAAAAGUUUUCUCUGACUACAGGAUUCUAUUCCCACCUCCACCCCAUCCUACAAACUCCCUCAAUAUUCUCUAAUAGACUCCUGCUUUCUUUAUAUGAAGCACUUACAGUGACAUAAGUGUUUCAUGUUUACCUGUUUUUCUGUUCUAUCAGUAUAACCUACUCCCUCACCUGGCUUAUUUGCUCUUUAACUACCCAAUACAUAUUGGACAUACAAUCACAGGAAUCUAUUCAAGAUCAAAACUUUGAAAAUGUCAUCAAGACCAUAAAUAACAAAUCACCAUGUUCUUAUAGACUUUUUUCAUUAAUAGUUUACGGAAUCCCACCAUAGUCCAAAUUAGAAAUCUAUAUCCCCCACCUUCCAGCUGUAUUAUUAUUAUUAUUUUUUGAGACAGGGUCUCACUGUG